CCAGCUCCCGGUACCGGUAUAAACCUCGAGCAAGGCCUCGCCGCAGCCGGCGACCAAGCUAUGGUGUUCCCGUUCCCCUCCCUCGCCGGCCUCCUCCCGCGCCGCGCGCUGCUCGCGUACGCGGCCACGUGGACGGCGGUCGCGGUCACGGCCGUGGCCGUGGCCGCGUUCGCGCCGGAGCUCGCCUUCGUCUGGGCGGUCAGGCCCGGGACCCCGCUGUCGAGGGCGUGCCAGGGCGGUGGCGAGGGUUUCGGCGUCGGCCUGCCGCUCGACGGGCCGCCGUGGGACGUCGUCUGCGUGCCCGCCGGCAUGUUCGGCCGGGCCAGGCCCGACGUCGUCGUCCCGCUCGUCUUCGCCAUCGUCGUGGUCACCGCCGCCGUCUGGUUCACCACGGCCGUCGGGGUGUGGGAGGAUAAUCACGACGAGGAGCCGGCGUCUUUGGAACAUGUGUAGGCUGUGUGAUUCUCGGUCCGUUUUCUUUCUUUCUUUUUUUGGAAAGGAGAUUCUAGAUUCGUUUGCAUGAAUCAGAAAUAUUUCUGGUGUACAUAUACGAAUCUUGGAUCUUCCUUCUAUAGUUUCCGAUGUUUUCAAUAUGGAUUCAGAAUGUAGCAACACACCAUAUGUCAUCAGAAUUCAGACACCAAAGCAAUAAAAAAAUUA
Panicum virgatum (switchgrass) is the source of this 660-nucleotide messenger RNA. RefSeq lists its product as uncharacterized. The record is from RefSeq and is a predicted model, not a curated record. Bases 61 to 453 code for a protein of 130 amino acids. NCBI's taxonomy places the organism in Eukaryota, Viridiplantae, Streptophyta, Magnoliopsida, Poales, Poaceae. The transcript has a single exon.